GGAAUGUUUGCCAAUUACCAGUUUCAUCUACAAUAAAAGCCACACCGUUAAUAUUAUAAAGAAAAACUCAGGUUAGAAAGCUAUUAGUAUUGGUACUGUCCAAUGCACAAAUUAAGGUACAAUUCAAGUAUGAAACACGCUUAACGACAUUCGUUCACAGUCGUUUUUAAUUCGUUCAGAAGCAACAAUUUGACUUGGAAUUGAGUGUCACGCAUACAUUGUGUAUGCCAAAAAAAAAAAGAAAAAAUUAAUAAAAAAGCGUAAAUACGACAAAAUCUAAAAAAAAAAAACAAAUGAACACCAAAAAUUAGUAUAUAAAAAAAUUUUAUUUGGAUAACAUUUAAAAACUCAACUUGCCAAACAGAUAAACAACAAAUUGAAUAUUACAAAAAUUGGCAUUGGGAAGGAUUAACAUUCUGAAUCAUUCCAUAUGAAUCAAAAUCUUAGUAAAAGUACCAAUAUGAGUGGCAGACUCAAGAAUUCAACUCCUCAAACCCCCAACAUAUGUCCGCAAGUUCGUAGCCGACCACGUAACCGCCAAUUUCGUUUAAUGUCGACAUCAGCAAAUGAAGAGGAAUUAUCUUCCAACUCACCGCCCACUAUUCUUAACAUAGUAGUACCAAGUCAUAUAGGCAGUGAAACGUCGGUUGUAAGUGCUGGUUUAAAUGCAGCAUCGUUAAAUGUGGUCGCAAAGUCAUCGGCGCCAUUUGUGCCGUCGCCAAUGUUAGAUUCGAACGCGUACUAUGAGAAUUCUCAACAUCCCCAAUAUGAUUCGUGGCUUGAAGAGUCUAAUUCAAUCAUUAAAUCGUCCACAAAAAAGUGCCAGCCAAAAUCUACCAAAACUGAAAAAUCGUUUUCUAAGGAGCACCACUUUGAAUCUCAACAAUCAGCUACAAUCUGUUAUCCUUUUAAACCCCUACAACAUGACGUAAGCUAUUUGAAGCAGCGUCUUGUCAAGUACCGUGCUGAAACAGAAAGUUGUGGAGAUGCAGCUAAAUUGAAUGGGCAAUUAAAUGAAAUAUUUAUUCGACGCUUGGUAGACAUUGAAAAUAUGGCGAAAGGUGAUACGGAUAUCAAGCUUGUAACUUAUCAGGAAUGGGUGGAUAUGCUAAUGCAAAUCAACGAAGUUAUCAUUGGUAAUAUGACAGAUUUAGAGAGCGAGGUUGCAGAGAAGCUAGAAUGCAUGAAACGUCGGAUUCAAUCCAGCUGUAGUCAAACCAGCAAUAAUGAACAUAAAUAUCGUCAGGACAUUUGUUCGCUAAUGAAACUCAUAAAAAACGCAUAUCAUCACGAUAACUGGGAUAUUGAGGGGCUUGAAUUUCAGACUGUAAAUCUACCUGAAAUUUUGGGCACGAGAAAUACCACUUGUUCGGACCUGCAACAACCAAAUAUUAUGACGCUAGAAUGCGGCGAAGAUGAUCGAGACUCCCCCAAUAGGUGUUGUCUUAAAGAGUCCGAGUGCGUUUUGCAAAAUGUUAUAUUUGAUCCGCCUGAUGUUAGGGGUGGAGAAAAUGAUCAACAUUCGAGCUGCGUCGCCAGUUGCGCUAAUACCUGCAAACUAAACGAAAACGUGCAAAAUGUAACAGGUAACUCAUUAGAUCCAUGCAAAACGAGUUGCCUUCCAAAUCAAUAUAACUCCAAUUCGAAUUUGCGUGCUUUAGCGGAGGAGGUAGCCGAAAAACAUGAUGAAAUCUGUGACUUAAGGCGACAAAUUUCCUGCUUAGAGGAUGAAAUACAGAAGGCGCAACAAAAGAUUCAGCUAAAGGACAAUGUUAUAAAAGAGUUGCGAAAUGAUUUGAAAUGCGUCAAUACCAAGCUAAUUGAUAACGGUUUAAGUAUUUGUGGUACAUGUGCAGGAGCUUCGUCCAAUGAUAGUAUGCCACCGAUCAACUUGGAGGAACUGUCGUCACGAAGUGCUUCGACACAAGUGUCUGCUGGGUUAAAGUCAUGCAACCAGGUUUCAUUUAUUGCUGAAAAUUUGUCAUAUGAUUCAUUGAGUAAUGCCGGUCAAGUGGAACAACAAAAGCUAAAAGCUCUCGAAAUUGAAUUAAACGAACUUUUUCAAGUUACCAAGGAGUUUAAAAGCCAAAAUCUAGAAUAUCAUCGAAAGCGACUGUCGGAUAUUUUAAACAAAUCAGAAAGUGAAAAAGCAGAAGCCUAUAGAAAGUUAGACUCCAUUCGCAAGCAGCUCAUUAACUUAGAAGCUUCUACCGCAAUGUCGUUUAAAAGCUGCUGCAAUGAUUCUGAUUCAGGCUUUAGCUCUAAAUGCGACAGUGAUCAGGAUGCUAAGAUAUUUGAUGCUCUUCGAAAUCGUUUACAACGUCUAAAUGAAAUGAACAUGGCACUGAAUCAUCGCGUUCAAGCGCUUACAAUUGAAAAUAAUGCAGAACUUUCGACAUGCUUAAAAACAGAGCAGACUUUUGCAAAGAGGAAUAGUGAUACACUAAAGACUCUAGCUGAUAUGAUUUGUGGAAUGUCGGACCAGGAAUUUGUCUACGAUGAUAUUUAUAAUAGAAAUUCUGAGUCUAACCCUUUCUGUCAAGCCAUCAUGAAAAUUAAAUACGAUUUCGAGGAAAAGGAACGUAAACUUAUGAAUAGUUUAUCAAUGAAACACGAACAGCUGGCGCAACUACAGAAAUGUCAAAUUUGCAAUCAGCACGAACUCGAACAAUUAGACAGCAAAAUAACAUUGAACGAAAAUCUUCGAUGCCAGGUACAGCAACUGCAGGGUACCAUUUUGGAAAAAGAGCAAUGUAUAGGAAAGCUAAAUAGUAUGCUGGAUCAACUGCGAUGCGAACAACAAUGUUCCAACGACUGUUGUCUCAAGGCUAAAGACAAGGAAAUACGAGAGUUGUGUCAGAAGUUGGAACAGGCGAAUAAGAAAGUUGAAUCACUUGUAUGUGAACUAGAACAAAGCCAAAAACAGGAGCGGUUUUUGCUUUGCGAAACUCGUAAACUGAACGAAGAAUUGAAUGACAGUAAACGGAAACACGAUAACUUAAGUACGCAGAUGCAUCGAUUAAACAAACUAUUGAAGUCACAAAAUGAUUGUCGGACAGAUAUUUGUAAAAAAUACGAAGAACUGGAACGGAACUAUGAGGAUCAGGCGAAACAGUUACGAGCCGCCUGUGCGCAAAUGAACUGCCUACAAGAACGUUUAGCACUGAUGGAUAAACGACAAGAGGAGCAUAACAUGGAGCGUAAUCUAUUAAGAGAUGAGGUACUUGCUUUGAAAGAAAAAGAGGCGAAAUUAUUAAAUAAACAAAGAUGUCUGGGGGAUAAAUUAUUGAAGACAGAAAAUGAAUUAUAUACGGCUCACGAUGUAAUGAAGGAGCAGCAACAUAUCAUGCAACGCAGUGAAUCAACACAAAAAGACUGUACAAAGCGACUUCAAGAGGCGAACAAUGAGCUAAAGCGACAAUUCAACGUACUUUGCGAUGACUACAAGCAACUCGAGAAUGAGUACAGAAAACAAUGUGAUCUACGCAAACAAAAUGAGAAGGUUAUUGACUCAUUUCGAAAAUGGAAGGAAGCACAACUUAAAGCAGAUGAUGCGACUCGAGCAAGUUUUAAACAGUAUGAGGGACACAUUAAUGGUACCUCUUGCACAUCUCGAUACUUGCAACACCUCGAUUCUUGCAACAAAGAAAUAUUUUAGAUUAUGUACUCAGCACUUGCGAAAUCCAAAAAAUUUGACCUCGAUACUUGCGACAAGACUUUGUUGAUUUUCGUAACGGUUCCUUAGUUCGAAUACAUUUCUGAGAAGUCCCGCUUUUUCGAUAAUGAAUUCUUGUAACUCUUACGCAUGUGCGUUUCGGGAGAUUUGAAUCAGUUUUAACUGACGUUUUAUGUAGUGCGGUUUCAUAAUGGCAAGGAAAAAAAUUACGAAAAAUGAAGCCACCAUAAAAAAGUUCGUGUCGCAUGCUGAAUCUGGUCCUGGAAAGAGGAAAACGUUUAAACCAUAAAAACUUCCAAAAAAGGAAAAAACACUCAUGAAAUGGUUUGCAAAACAACGAGUAAAGAACUUACCUAUCACGACUGAUAUGCUCAAGGUAAAGACCAAAUUUUUCCAUGCAAAAAUACAGAAAAAGCCAGGAGACUUUCGUGCUAACAAUGGGUGGAUCACAAAUUUUAAAAACAGAUAUGGAAUACGAACACUAAAAAUAUGUAGCGAAAAACUUUCGAAUAAUACUCAAUCAGUUCAUCCAUUUUUGCAAAACUUAAAGAGAAAAAUACUGAUUUAGGUUCGAACAAGGAGCAGAUAUGCAAUGCCGUUGAAUCUGGCCGCUUUUGGAAGCUUCUGUCUGAUAGAACUCUUGUGCGCUCAAAAGAAACUUCGGGUCCGGGACAUAAAGAAAGAAAACUUUUCUUGUUUGUACGAAUGCGUCUGAUAAUCAUUGAGUAAAAUUGAUGGUUAUUGGGAAAUCAUUGAAUCCAUGCUCACUUGCUUGGAUGACCUUGACUUUAUUUGAAGAAUGGUUUCUCAAAACAUUUACUCCAGAGGUGUGUAGAUGUUUUGUUUUAAAAUAUUUAUCUUAUCAAUUUAAAAUUUCUUAAAACUGCAGGUAAAAGAGUUUCUCCACGGCGAAAAUCUUUCCGAAAAGGCUAUUUUCCUUAUAGAUAAUGCUCGCUGUCACCCCAAAGAAGGAGAAUUAAAGAGUACUGAUGGUCAAAUAUUGGUAAUGUGUCUUCCUCCGAAUUGUACUGCUGUUAUACAGCCCAUUGACCAGCAUGCCAUAAGGCUUACGAAAAUGAACUGCAAAACAAGCCUUUUAGGUCACAUCAUUCGACGAUGAAAAUCAUAGACGAAGCUGUCAAAAAAACAGCUUGAAAGACGCAAUAUGUUUAAUGUGUCUUCAAUUCGGUCAUCUUUCCAAAAAUGUUUUGACAUAACAACAGAAUGGGAUUAGGAAGAGGACAUCCCUCUUUCAGGGUUACGUUUACAGCUAGCUGAAAAAACAUCAAAAAUUCACACCAUUUAAAGUUUGCUUCAAUAAGUAGAACUAUUGCAGAAAAUAUCCAAUUCUGAAAUUGAUAACGCUUCCUUAAACGAUGUUAUGACGCUUCAGAGGCUCAGAAGCAACGUAGUACUGAACAAGCAAGCCAAACAUUAAAAAUUUCAAAUUUUUUUAAUUCCACUUAAUAUACACAUUCGUUUAUUUUAUAUGAAAAAAGAUACUCGGUACUUGCAACAUCCUCAAUACUUACAGCAAGCUCGGUUUUCAUUACGUGCAAGAUUCGAGGUACUACCGUAGUGGAAUUGCUAGUGCUAAUUUACGUGUAUUCCUUUCUUAAAUUUCUUUCCUUUAUUCAUUUUUUUUCAUUUUUGUUACCAACUGUUUGCGUGUUCUUAUAUUUCGUGAGUUACAGUGCAUCUCAAACUACUCGCUACAUUGGUUGUGACCUCUGAUAACCAAUUAUAACCUUAUUGCAUUUAUUUAUUACAAAUAUAUUUUUAUCAUUGCUCCUUUUACUUUUAUUAUUUACAUUUUUCCUAUUUUUAUUUAAUAUUGUUUUUUACAUAAUUAAGUGCAAUUUCCGAACUGUACUGUGAAAGGCGAGUCGAAUCGUUUUAUCUCUUGCUGGCUAUGUGACGAGCUUGCCCAUCUUAAAUGUGCUGGACUUACGGGUAGAAUGUUAGAUUCUAUUCUUGAUAUUAAGGGUUGUCCUUGCAUAAAAUUUAGACCUACAGGAAUUGACCUAUUUAAGGCAGGCGCGGAAUAAAUUCAAGAAAAUUAGCCGUGAACUUGUAACCUUUACAGAAAAAUGUAGGCAUUAUGAAUUAUUGUUUCAAUCAUUUAAAUGCCUGAAUGAUAAAGAAGAGAGACCACUGAAUCUUUCUUAAAACAAAAGGCCCCUCCUAACAUUCCUCAUUAAUCUUUCAUUCCCUUGUCCUCAAGCAGAGAUUUCGUCAUCAGAAUACAGAAAAUGGGGUCACUGAAAAUGAUAAGCGAUAAAUAUCUCUAAUAUCGGUAUUCUGCUUGAGACGAUGGUCUCAUGUCUCUAAUUGUCACAAUAGUAAUUUAGUGAUUCUGUUAGUCAGGAGACUCAUUUUGGUAUUCUGGCAGAUACAGUAAAGUAGUAUACUGUAUCUGCCAGAAUACCAAAAUGAAACUCCUGACUAACAGAGUCACUAAAUGAAGAUUGUGACAAUUAGAGACAUGAGACAAUCGUCUCAAGCAGAAUACCGAUAUAGUUCUACAAAUUUAAUUGUAAUACCGUGAAAAAAGUAUGUAAGUUUUCAUUUCAAGAUUUUUCACGAAACUUACAAUUUACAUUAAGUAUUAUAUCUCGUCAAAAUUAAAAACGGACGAUACUGAUAUCCGAAAAUGUAAAUGUAAAUACGACAUUUCGUUUUUAAGAUCGACAUAUCCGCCAACAAUUUUCCAUUGGUUCUUGACAGCUCAUUCUAGCCACCUGGUGUCUUUGUGCGGGAAUUCGAGCAUAAACGUAAUAAACCCACUGUGGUUAUUGCUAAAAUAUCAUUUUAUCAUUUAUUUAUUAUCAAAUCUUAAAGGUCUUAAUACAAAACUAACUGAUUUGUAUUUUAAUACUAUUAAUUGUAAUUUUAAAAUCAUUGCUUUCACAGAAUCUUGUCUAAAGCCCCACAUUUUUAAUACGCUUUUAUUAGCUUCACUUGUAUGUUUGCUUGCAUGUUUGUUUGUAACUUUUUCCAGUGGUACUGAAACUUAGAAUAUUUGAGAGAAAUAGCUCUCCAAAAAGAUGCGCUUAAAAUUGCAACGUUUAAAUAAAAGUUUCAACUAUUGUUGGUGACAUUUGUACGCAUACAUAUGUGUAUACUCAAAUACAUAUCCUUAGAGAAGUUCAGAGCACUCGGGAAAAUUUCAACGCUCGUUUACGGCAACAUCCCAAAGCGUCAACCCUUUUUUACAUUGCCUACUCUAAACCGUCAACUCUGAAUAAAAUAAAAUUCUGAAUUUAGCAGCAGUUAAAAUACACAAAUUUGUACACACAAGUAGAGUAGAAAAGUAGUUUUAACUGCACAUAUUACCUUUUUAUUUAUGUUCAGUUGCCUUUUUGUUUUCGUAAGUAUCACAUUACCAAAAUCAGGUCAAAAUAACCGAAAAUUCUAAAAUUACAAGAAAAGGCAAAUAUUUUGGACUUAUUACAAAAGGGUACAAGUGCGGUAGAUUUAGCAGAGCAAUAUGGUGUAACAAAGUCAACAAUUAGCAAGAUAAAAAAAUGAAAAAAGGAGAUUUUGAACUGUGUUAAUAACACAUUUUCCGGUCCAUGAAAAAGAAAGACAUUAAGAGCAUCAGAGUUGCCGAAAAUGGAGAAACGUCUGUACCAGUGGUUUGUUAAGCAGAGGGAAAGGAAUUAUCCGGUAAAUGCAUUAGCGCUCACAGAAAAAGCUAAAGAGAUCCAUCUAAACCUGAAAGAAAAAGAAUGCAACGAAUUCAACGCAAGUGGUGGCAGGGAUUUAAAAAAAAUAUUUGGAGUUCGUCUGAUUAAAAUAACUGGGGAAAAGCUAUCUUCGCAACCUUCGCUUAUCAAAUCAUUUAAAUUCAAGCUGAAGCAAAAAAUUUGAGAAAUGGAUCUAUCCCAUGAUCAGCUAUACAAUGCUGAUGAAUCUAAAUUGUUUUGGAAAAUUUUGCCAGAAAAGUCUUACGUACCAUGUACCGAAAAGACUGCUCCGGGAGUAAAAACUGAAAAUCAACGCGUCAUUUUUUAUUUUGUGUCAAUGCUUGGUGGGGAUUCUUCUUCUUCCUAAUUGCCGUAGACACCGCUUACGCGAUUAUAGCCGAGUUAACAACAGCGCGCUAGUCGUUUCUUCUUUUCGCUACGUGGCGCCAAUUGGAUAUUCCAAGCGUAGCCAGGUCCUUUUCCACUUGGUUCUUCCAACGGAGUGGAGGUCUUCCUCUUCCUCUGCUUGCCCCGACGGGUACAGCGUCGAAUACUUUCAGAGCUGGAGUGUUUUCGUCCAUUCGGACAACAUGACCUAGCCAGCGUGGCCGCUAUCUUUUGAUUCGCUGAACUACAUAUGCCAAUGUCGUUAUAUAUCUCAUACAGCUCAUCGUUCCAUCGAAUGCGAUAUUCGCCAUGGCCAACGCGCAAAGGACCAUAAAUCUUUCGCAGAACUUUUCUCUCGAAAACUCGCAAUGUCGACUCAUCAGUUGUUGACAUCGUCCAAGCCUCAGCACCAUAUAGCAGGACGGGAAUUAUGAGUGACUUAUAGAGUUUGGAUUUUUUUGUCGAGAGAGGAAAUUUCAACUGCCCUACUGAGUAUAAAAGUUUCAAGUCCCCAUGGAUGACAUCAGCCAUUUUUAGCGGUUGGUUUCACAAAUCAUUUGUACCGCAGGUUAAUUUUUUUUGCUGCAGAGAAAAUAACAUUUUCGGUAGCAAAAAUUUUAUAAUUUUUGGUAACAGAUUUUUUUUAAAAGAAGAACUUGCCUGUUAAUGUGCUGCUCCUCGUCUCAUCCAUGUGAAAUGGAGCUUAAAACUGAAGAUGGAAACAUAAUUGCAACGUUUUUUUCAACCAAUGGAUCAGAACGCAGUCAAAAUAACGAAGCUGUACUACAGAAACAACCUCUUAGCCAUAGUAGCGCAAAAAAUUUAGAUCUAGUAGAGGCAAUGAAAAGUGUUACAUUAAGGUGCUGUUACAACUCUAGAACCCGUAUAGAAUAAAGUAAGCAAAGAUACAAUGGUGAAAUGCUGACAAAAUGAGACAGAUCCGGAGGAAUAUAUUCCGUUAAGUAAACUGAAAGAAAAUAUGAACUCAGACGUUCAGCAGCAAAUGGAGCUUGCUAGAGUUCUGCUUAAUGAACCCUCAGGUUUGUCGAUUUUUAAAAUUGUUUCAACAACACGACAGGUAAUUUUUAAUUGUUUUCUUUAAGAUGACUAUACAGUAUCAUACAUUCAGGAGUGGAAUGAUGAUAUUUUGCUGGAUAAUGUUUCUAAUUCGUGUGAAAUUGAGAAGUUACAAGUGCUCGAUAAUGAGGAGAACCAUUCAGAUACAAAUGUGCAGACAAUAAAAAUAAACGAAGCCGUCAAAAUAUAAAACAGGACGUUAGAUUAGGCUCAAUGCAAGAAUGUUGAGCAAAAUGACUAAAUGUAUUAAGGCGUUUAUGAAAGAAGGCUCUCUUCCAAGUGUUCGAAAAAAACAGAAAAAAAAUAACCGAUUUUUUUGAAAUGCAUAUGUGUGCAUGUACAAUUAAAAUUGUAAUCUCAUAUAAAAUGUAUUCUUUUAGUUCUAUAUUUCUAGUCAGGUUGAAUGCCUUUUUUGAUUCCUUUUUGAAUUUGUUUAUGUUUAGUUUUAGUUUAUAAUUAAUAAAAACAUUCGCAAACGUCAACAAUUUGUUAAACGUCAACACCCGCGGUUUUAAUUAGUUGACGUUCUCGCGAGUACACUGUAUAUACAUACACUCUAUGUACAUCAGAAAAUUUUAAAUGCAAAGAUGUACCUAAAGACGCAAACCUGUGGUAGCAUAAAUUUAGAAUAAUACCACACCAAAAGAAAAAAAUUCAAACAAUUACUUUCAGGUAGUCGAAUUUGUUGUUGCAAUUGCAAAGCCAUGCUUAAAAUAGAAGUUUUGUAGUAAAAAUUCAGAUGUUUACCAUCAAAAUGCCGACAUUAAACACCUACGAAAAAUAACUUCAAUGAAAACUCGUUUUUUGUUCUAAAUUUAGGAUGUCAUGUCGAUGUGCACUCUUUAGCAAUUGUCACCGGAUCUAACAGCGGAGAGAACGUCUUAACUGUGUUCAUAUUUCAUAAUAUUGGUAAAUCUCAUAAAAGAAAAAGCUUGAUUCUAUCAAUAUAAAAUAAGAAUUCGAAAAAGAUUAAAUACACAGAAAAAAUAGUCUGUCCUAAUUUUUCCAUCUCUCUACCUGCAAGCAUGGCGGCAAAGGAGACAAUACGCUGUCUACGCAUGCGUCCCGUAUACCCUCUUUCCGGGUUGACCACUGGAAGUGCUAGUCAAGAAUAAUAGAAAUGGAUAAAACCAUUUUUACCAUUACUUUUUUGGUUUCACUGAGACACCAUAAAUAUCAGGAUACAAUCAAAUGAAAUGAAUCAAAACAGUCGAAGUAUACGGUUGUGUUAAUAUAAAAUUAUAAGCAAAACAUAUGUACACACAUUUCCAAAAAUCAUUGGUCAAUUGUUCAUUAUAAAUUAAUAAAUUAAAUUUAUUCAACGAGUUGUUUAUACAAAAAAGCAACAAAAUUCAGUGAAAGAAUGGAAAAGUCAUCAGAACACUUAAGCGAAUUAGAGGAAAUAAAUGAGAAAAGAAGGCUCUGCAUGAGAACUCGUUUGCAGCAAGUGCGUCAGCAUUUAGCAGAGCCCCGAGCCUCAGAAAGCUGACCAUCAGAAUCAAAGGAAGCCAGAGAGACUAGUUUGCAGCUUGUUUGCCAGCAUACAGCAGAUACCCGAGCCUCAAAAUCAGAGAAAGCCAGAGAGGCUCGUUUGCAGCAAAUGCGGCAACAAAACUCAGAGCUCUGAAGUUUACGUAAAGCUAGUGUAAUGGGCAUUAGGCAGACAAUUAACUCGUUUUCUGAUACGAUAUAUGUAUGAACUCAUAUUUGCCUAAUGAAUUAAAGCAAAAAAAAAUGGAAGGUUGAUUGCAAUCGUUGUAAGCCCCAUUUAAAUUUAAUGAAAAAUAUUCCAACAUCUAAAUCUUAUUGGAACAAUCUGGAUCCAGGCCCAGCCGAGCAAAGGCUGAUUUCAGGUAAUAUUCCAUUUGUCAAAUUAUGAAAUUAAGUGCAAUAUAGUUUUCGGGGUCAAGCGGUGCAUUUUAUUCGUUUUUAAUUAAAUCAAUACAAGGGUUUCAGGUUUUUUUUAAAUUUAAUUCAAUAUUUAAGUAAAACUAAAAAUAGCAUAACACAAUAAAGAAAUUCAAUAUAAAAUAAAAUAAAUGUAAAUAUAAGAAGUAUGCAAAAAAAAUAUUAAUUGAAUGUCAAAAUUGCUAUUUAAAAAUAUUAUUUGAUCAAGCUUUUGACCUUUUAAUUUGUUUCUUCUGUCAUUUAUUAUUUGUCAGCUUUAGAGAAAACACUUUCAAACGGAACUGAAGUAGCGGGUAUACAUAAAUAUUUUUAUGUUCAUUAACACUGGUGGCGUUGUGGCAAAUAGCUUUUGCUUCCACCACUUUUUGGUACAGUAGAGUUCAAAGAGAUAAUUCAAUUUUAUCCACGCAAUUCUAUUACUGAUACUUUAGAAUCUUUUCGAUUUGGCAUGCAUCUUGUCAGACUCUAAUUGUCUAAGUCGUCGCGAAAUAACUUCCAUAAAACUACUUUUUAUGCAUUACCGGUCCGUAGUUUUCAUUUCAUGAGAUUUAAUUGUAUUAUAUAUUGGAGUUCUCUGACGAAAAGUAAGAAUCUCAUAAUCGUUCCCAUUCUGAUGGACAGCGGUCCUUUAUCAAGCAUAUACCUUCCAUCAUGAGAUGGCCAGAAUUCCAUCUAGUAGCAACAUUUUGCUUCAUCUUAAAUUCGCUUUUGCUUGCUUUUAAGUUUUUCUGUUGCUUCAAAGCUAUGAUUGAAACAUGUUACUAACGCUCUGCAUUUCGUUAUAAGCUCUGAAAUCUGAGGAGCAUCCUUUAUGACAUCAACAACGCAAAAUAUAGGGUGUGAGCCACACAUAGUAGGUUUUUGUAAGAUAUUACUUAUCCCUUUUUUGAUAUUUGCACCAUUAUCGCUUUCUAUCGUAACUAUUUUGUUAAAAUUAAAUUAACCACUCGUCAAAACUGUUUUUUAAUUCUAGGGAUAUAUUUUGCACAGUAUGGGAGCCGAACACUUCUUUAGUUGACAGAACAGCGGAGUUCAUUUUAUAGUAUUUUCCCAAAUAAAAUGACUAGUAACAGACAAAAAAAACAGUUCUGGUUCUGGUUCUAACAGUCCACAUAUCUGUUGUUAUAGAAAUGUGUGAAAUAUUUUGCAAAAUGGCAUGAAGCUUUUUUCAUGCUUCAUUAUAUUUCGCAGGCAAAGAAAGUUGGAAAGAAGUUUCCUGUUUGAGAUGGAAUACAAGGACUGAAGCUUUUUUGUAUAUUCACGGAAUUCUUCAUUCGACAUUCUGGUUCUAACAGUCCACAUAUCUGUUGUUAUAGAAAUGUGUGAAAUAUUUUGCAAAAUGGCAUGAAGCUUUUUUCAUGCUUCAUUAUAUUUCGCAGGCAACAUCGUGUUGGAAAGAAGUUUCCUGUUUGAGAUGGAAUACAAGGGCUGAAGCUUUUUUGUAUAUUCACGGAAUUCUUCAUUCGACAAUAGAAAGUGGUAGCAGAUUUUAAGAUAUAAGAGAUUCAUCGACACUUCUCUUUUCAGUUUCUGAAAGCUCAGAUCGCGUGCUUGUAAGAGAGGGCAGUGCAAGCCCUUCUUUUUAAUAGUGAUAGAUGCCUUCGUCGUAAGUGAUCAUUCAAAUUUGAUGUAUAACCAGAAGGCCUUCCUUACUUGUUAUUAUUAUUGUAUGCACAAUGCAUGUAAAUGCAUAUGUCUGUUUAUGUACAUAUGUAUGUAUGUAUGUAUAGAUAUAUGUAUGUUUAAUGAACUGUACUCGUAUAUGUUUUUACGUAUUUAUGUAUUAUAAUAUAUCGGCUUUGCUGACACUAAACAACCAGUGAUUCCAAUAGAAAAUACUACAAUUAUAAAUUUUAUAGCAAUAUAUAUAUUAGUAGGGGAGCCCGGAGUGCUAAAUUUGCAGUUACUGGAGCGUCAUGGAGACUUACUAGAUUGUCAAGAUAACGUUUAAAAAAAAAGAAAGUCCAGGUGAAGUUUUAGUGGGGAGAAGAGCGGGUAAUUGGUUUCAAAAAGUAAAAAAAAAACAGUCACAUGAAAAUACUCAAGCGCGUCAGUCAUUUAUGGUAUAUACGCGCAUUGUAUUUCUGAUAGUCGAUAUAUAUUAAUCUGACAAUCAAGUCAGGGUUGAAGGCCGUAAUGGAAGGUUAAAAAAAAAAAAAGUUACUCGAUUUUCAAGCGAAUGUUAAUGAACCUCUAAAAAGUGUACCAUUUAAAUCUGACAAUUUCGACGUGGACAAAAGUCAUUUAUUGAUUUUAAAACUUGUAAAAAAAGGUGACCUUGAGAUACUCGAGCGAGUUAAUACUUUAACCUUUAACCACAACCUUCUCUUCCAGUAAACAUUAAAGAAAAAUCAUCAAAACAACUUUAUCUUAGAACAAUAGAAGCGCACUAUCAGUACAACAAACAAUAACAACCCAAAUAGUUAUUUACUAGUAAACAACUAGCAUCUCAAUAGUAUGAGCAGCGAUAAGCAUAGCCUAUAUAAGCAACUGGAACAAUAGCCUCGAGGUCACUUUACCAUUAUCGACUGCCGAGUAACAAGUUACCACUUGUAACACUUGUACAGAUAAGUGUAAUAUAUUCAAUAUUGUAGUACAUGUGUAUACGUUGAAAUAUUAUACAAAUAAAGGAUCAGUCAGAACCAAUCUCAUUGGCUGACUUAAAAUUA
Messenger RNA from Bactrocera dorsalis (oriental fruit fly), 13406 nucleotides. RefSeq names its product polyamine-modulated factor 1-binding protein 1 (gene yuri). Lineage: Eukaryota; Metazoa; Arthropoda; Insecta; Diptera; Tephritidae. Bases 431 to 3658 code for a protein of 1075 amino acids. The transcript is spliced from 21 exons. The record is from RefSeq and is a predicted model, not a curated record.